Lodderomyces elongisporus is the source of this 576-nucleotide messenger RNA. RefSeq lists its product as uncharacterized. Bases 1 to 576 code for a protein of 191 amino acids. The record is from RefSeq and is a predicted model, not a curated record. Gene Ontology annotation, cellular component: mitochondrion. Lineage: Eukaryota; Fungi; Ascomycota; Pichiomycetes; Serinales; Debaryomycetaceae. The transcript has a single exon. Gene Ontology annotation, biological process: regulation of lipid metabolic process.
AUGAGUGGAAUAGCAUUGAAAAUUACUGCAUUGGCCAUCCGCACCAUCUCAAAACCCAUCUCAAAAGCCAUUACAACACGAGCAAAAACAAAUGACUUAUUCCGUCAAUACUGUAUUAAUUUCGCCAACAAUCUACACAAGACAGAUGUAAUCUUACGAGGUAAACUAUUGGGCAAUGAAAACAUACGAAUACGACCAUUGAAUGAUAACAAGGCCAUAGAACAGGGAGCAACCUUUAUAUCGGAAUUCUUCCUCUUUAGUGUUGCCGGCUCACUAAUCUUUUAUGAAGCUUAUAGGAGUCGUAAAAAAGCACUGGACCAAAGAGAAGCAUUGGCCGACGACAUUGCGGUGUUACAGAGCGAAAUCGAGUAUAUAAAGGAGAAGUUGAGAGGCGUUAACGUCAGAUUGGAUGAUUAUCGAGUGCCGGAAGGUAUAAAGCCAAAAUACGUCAAGGUUAAUCUGGACGGCAGCGUAACUGGACACAGUCUAGACCAAAGAAAUAUGCUGCCAACCACAAAUGGAGAUGGUGCUGGAAAAACAGAGCAAAAAGACUUGAAGCAAACACCUGCUCUAUAA